Messenger RNA from Cuscuta epithymum, 1296 nucleotides. Lineage: Eukaryota; Viridiplantae; Streptophyta; Magnoliopsida; Solanales; Convolvulaceae. The record is from the annotation of a GenBank genome assembly.
AUGGAUAUGCCAAGGAUAAGAAUAAGAUCCUCCAUUUCUAUUGGCCGAUCAACAAAUCACCUUUUAAUCCCAUCCAUUCCCCUCUCCUCCUUGAGUUCUUAUCAUCCUUCAGAAAGACGGCGUUUGUAAUCCAACAAAAUUAGCAAUUCCCGUUUUUCCCUCUCAUUCAUAUCAGAAAAAUGUCCGCCGUCAUACAAGCCUCCGCCGCCGUUUCCCAGCGUCCACGCGCCUCCAAAACCAGAUUCCUAACCGGGUCAUCCAAUAAGCAGCUCAACAAGGACAUUUCCUUCCGGCCCUCAUCGACUUAUUCUUCUCCCAGAAUUUCUUCAUUCAAGGUUCAAGCCAGGAAAGGUGAAUGGCUUCCUGGCUUGACUUCCCCAGCUUAUCUUGAUGGCAGUCUUCCGGGCGACAAUGGGUUUGACCCGCUCGGGCUAGCCGAGGACCCGGAGAGCUUGCGGUGGUUCGUGCAGGCUGAGCUGGUGAACGGGCGGUGGGCAAUGUUGGGCGUGGCAGGGAUGUUGCUGCCGGAGAUUUUAACCCAGAGCGGAGUUAUAAACGUCCCGAAAUGGUACGACGCCGGGAAGUCUGAAUACUUCGCGUCGUCGUCGACUCUGUUCGUGAUCGAGUUCAUCUUGUUCCACUACGUGGAGAUCAGACGGUGGCAAGACAUAAAGAAUCCGGGGUGCGUGAACCAAGACCCGAUCUUUAAGCAAUACAGCCUUCCUCCCAAUGAAUGUGGGUACCCUGGAGGAAUCUUUAAUCCCCUCAAGUUCGCCCCCACCAUUGAAGCCAAGGAGAAGGAGCUUGCCAAUGGGAGAUUGGCAAUGUUGGCAUUUCUUGGGUUCAUAAUUCAGCACAAUGUGACUGGGAAAGGUCCAUUCGACAACUUGUUACAGCACAUCUCAGACCCUUGGCACAACACUUUUGUGCAAACGCUUGGAAGAUAGAUUAAUUUAAGUUGAAGAGGGGUGAAACCAGAGGGCUUAUUCAAGAGCAUGCUGCCUGUUUAUGUAUGUUGAAUGUUGUAAGAGUUGGCGUAUUGUGUUGUAAAAGUGACCUCACUGAUAAUGUAUAUAGGGUGAACUUCAUAUGAAGUUUAUAUAAAGAUGUUAUUGGGUUUUGAAACUCGUAUUCUGGCUCCAUUUUCAAAAUAUUAGGGAUUGGACAUCUCAUGCACCAAAAUUCGAACCCAAGAUUCUAUUUAUGCCAAAAUACUCUAUUUACUCAAAAAAUGUUUGUAUUAACAUAAAAAUGUAUAGUUUUGAUUUGAUAGACUUAUUUUGAAAUUCUCAAACG